AUGAAUUAUACAAUUGAUAUUGAAACAUAUAGAUUGAAUAGAACACCAAAUUUCAUUCGCCUAAUCGAACAUAUUCGCCAAUGUAUUCGUAAACGUGAAAUAACAAAAGAACAGCAGCAAUGGCGACAUACAAAAAUUUAUUCAAUUCUUCAUUAUAUAGAAAAUAUAAAACGAUGUAUUAAUGAUAAUCCAUUGAUUAGUCAUGUACUUGUUCAAUUUUAUAAUAUAAUAAAUAAUUAUUCUUCACAAACAAAUCGAUUUUCUUCAACAAUUAUAUUCGAUAAUACAGAAUCAAAAAUAAGUUUAGAAGAAACAGCUUCAAUGGAUAAUUUCUAUACAAUUAAUCCGAAAUCAGAUCUAUCAAAAAUAAGUCUAACAAAUUCACAGUCAAUAAAAUCGACUACACAUUUUAUUCAACCAUUGCAUAUCUCUCAUCAAACGACGGGCUUAAUGACAAAAGCAACUCUGAUAGCAAUUAAUAAGGCACCACGUCAACGUACUAAACAUGAUAUUGAAAUAUUAGAACAUCUAUUAAAUAAUUGUGAUAAUCUUCGACACUUACCAACGAAUGUUCGUUCUUAUGCUGCUCGUUCACUUUUACUUUUAACUUAUCAUCCAAAUACGAUUUUAACUCGACAAAAUUUACCUUCCUUUCUUGUUUAUACAAUUGUUUAUGGUCAUUGUAAAUUAUUACUUGAAACUCAACAAACAACGAUAUUUGGUCAUCAAUUAAAUAUCGGUGAUGUAUACGGUGAUGAUUAUCGUUUAAAUGGUUUAAUUACAAAUGAAAGUACUCAUUGUAAUUUAAUAGUAUUCUUUUUAAGAGAUAUUAAAGCGUAUGAAAAUUAUCUGUCGGAUAUGAUGAAACAAUUAUUAUUUGAACAACUUCGACUACAAUCAACAUUUAAUUCUAUUCAAUGGAAAAAUGAUAUAUUAAAUUAUUUUUUGAAAUGGUCAAAAUAUAAACAAUAUUCAAUUGAUGAAAUCAUCUAUGGAAAUGAAGAAUAUGAACAUAAUAAUCUUUAUUUUAUUUUAUAUGGACAAGUUUCAUUUGUGCGUUUACUCGAGUUUCCAUCUAGAAUAUUUGAACAUACUCGGAAUGAUCAGAAAAAAGAUAUUAUACAAAUAUCGAAUUCUUCAGAAAAGAUCAACACUAUGAUAAAGAAGAAAAUUGAUUUUCAAACUAUGAAUAGAAAUUCUAAACUAAAAACAACAUGGCAUUUUCUUAAUGUAUUUACUCUUUCUGAUGGACAUUAUUUUGGAUUUGAAUCUACUACAAAUCAUGCAUGGUAUCUCACUCGAAGUACGGUAGAUAUUAUCUCAAUUCCAAAAAAUCGUUUUAAAGAAUUUGGUUAUUUUGCUCCAAUGAUAUAUGAUAAACUUCGUCAGGAUUAUCUAGAUAUUUAUCCAAAUGAAGAUUUUAUACGUAAUUUAUAUAUAAAACAUAUUAAAACAAAUGAAAAUGACAUGUCAACAAUAAAAAUCAAUAAUCAAAAACAACGAACAACUAUAAAUAAUCUUAAUAAAAUGAAUUGGAUUCCAGAACAAAAUAUUCUCAGUAUAAAAAAGAAAAAGAAAGAAUAA
Molecule: messenger RNA, 1584 nt
Organism: Adineta steineri
Lineage: Eukaryota; Metazoa; Rotifera; Eurotatoria; Adinetida; Adinetidae
Source: the annotation of a GenBank genome assembly